Messenger RNA from Fomitopsis serialis, 189 nucleotides. RefSeq names its product dolichol phosphate-mannose biosynthesis regulatory. Gene Ontology annotation, molecular function: enzyme regulator activity. NCBI's taxonomy places the organism in Eukaryota, Fungi, Basidiomycota, Agaricomycetes, Polyporales, Fomitopsidaceae. The annotation marks the transcript as partial. Gene Ontology annotation, biological process: GPI anchor biosynthetic process. Gene Ontology annotation, cellular component: endoplasmic reticulum membrane; dolichol-phosphate-mannose synthase complex. The transcript is spliced from 2 exons. The record is from RefSeq and is a predicted model, not a curated record.
GCCAUGAGCGACAAAGCCACGGGAGGAGCGAUGCUGUUCGCUUCUGCAUCGAUCUUCAUUUAUUAUACAGCUUGGACGAUCCUGUUGCCCUUCUUCGACGUUUCCAGUCCCGUACACGAAUACUUUCCCUCGCGCGAGUGGGCUGUGCGCAUACCAGCAUUCGUCUUGGUUGUCGGCAUAUCAGCUAUA